AUCAGUUGUGGCAUAUUCAAUUAUUUUACAAACUUUAGUAGUUUUGUGCUUAUUCUAGAGACUUUAACUAUGGUAAUAAGAGAUUAUGAAUCAAUUUCGCCGGUUGACCCCCCUCCACUAUACACUCAAGAUCAGAACACGGAAGAUCUAGCGAGUAUAGUUGACGGUGCGGAUAGCUCCGAUGAGCACAAUGAGCUGAUUCCAGAAGAUAAGGGACGUAUUGUUUUUUGGAUUAUUUUGCUCAAUGGAAUUGGAGUUCUUUUGCCAUGGAAUAUGUUUAUCACUAUCGCGCCACAGUACUACGUGGAUUACUGGUUCACAGUAAAUGGAACAGCAACUCAUUACGCCGACAGUUUUCAAUCAGCAAUGGGAGUUGUCGCUCAAGUUCCAAAUUUGAUUGUCGCAAUUAUUAAUGUAUUGAAUCUGAUCCGUGGACCACUUUUAUAUCGAGUACUUGCUCCAUUGGCAUUCAAUAGUUUGCUCAUUGUGAUUAUACUUGCUUUGGUCAUUUUUCAACAACCCAGUGAUCAGGCGCGUAACUGGUUCUACAUUGUCUCAUUAAUCAUAGUAAUGGCAAUGAAUGCAUCCAACGGUCUCUACCAAAACUCAUUUUUCGGAAUGGCUGCAGAUUUUCCCGCAAAAUACUCGAACGCUGUGGUUAUUGGAACAAAUAUUUGUGGAACAUUCACUAGUGUCUUGGCAAUUGUCGCAACUUUGGCAUUCUCAACACAAGCUGAAACUGUUGCACUUAUUUAUUUUGGAAUAUCACUUCUUAUUCUGUUUGUUUGUCUUGUGUCAUGGUGGUUCUGCAAGAAAAUGGACUUCUACAAAUAUUACGUUUCAAAAGGAAACCGUCUUCGUGCUGCUCAGGAACAAUCUUCGUUUGAUUAUAGGCCAUACUUGGAAACUAUUAAAUAUUGCUGGCUUCAAUGUAUUUGUGUAUUUCUUGUAUAUUUUGUGAGUCUCUCCGUAUUCCCAACAGUUCUUGCCGGAUUUCAACCAGGUUACACCGUUUUUCCUAACGAUGUGUACGCUGGAAUCGCAGUGUUUUUAAAUUUUAAUUUCUUCGCCGCUGUCGGAAAUGUUGCCGCUACUUUUGUUACUUUCCCUGGUCCACGUCUAUUGAUUGUUCCCUGCGUAAUUCGUCUAUUAUUCAUUCCAUUCUUCAUGUUCAGCAACUAUUUACCACAUUCUCGUACUAUGGGAGUAUUAUUCACCAACGAAUGGAUCUUCUUUUUUGGUAACACAUUAUUGGCAUUCACAAGUGGAUAUUUCUCAUCUUUGGGAAUGAUGUAUACACCACGUGUCUGCCCACCGGAAUACUCAAAAUUAGCUGGUCAAGUGUCUGCAUUGUCUCUGGUUCUUGGUAUUACUGCUGGUGUCAGCUUUACAUAUGCAAUCACUGCAAUGGUUAAUAACUUUUAAUUGAAACAUAUUUCUGUAUUUUUUGAAGAAACAUUUAUAUAAUUGACAAAUUGUUAACUGCUUAGCGGGUGUAUGAAUAUGAUUCUUUGUUAUAAUUUUUAUGGAAUCAUUCAAUGAAAUAAUGAAUUUCAAUUUUGUAACACACUGUACUGAAUAAGGUUGAUCCAUUUUUUUGAUGUUCCAUUAUAUCCUAAUAAUGGAUAUAUAUACGAUAUAUAAUGGUAUUGAAACAGUUUUU
Caenorhabditis elegans is the source of this 1663-nucleotide messenger RNA. It is a transcript of the gene ent-4, whose product is annotated as Equilibrative nucleoside transporter 1. The transcript is spliced from 9 exons. The coding region runs from base 70 to 1425 and encodes 451 amino acids. Lineage: Eukaryota; Metazoa; Nematoda; Chromadorea; Rhabditida; Rhabditidae. Gene Ontology annotation, biological process: nucleoside transmembrane transport; nucleoside transport. Gene Ontology annotation, molecular function: nucleoside transmembrane transporter activity. The record is from RefSeq and is marked reviewed. Gene Ontology annotation, cellular component: membrane.